This is a messenger RNA of Pyricularia pennisetigena, 1593 nucleotides long. RefSeq lists its product as uncharacterized. Bases 1 to 1593 code for a protein of 530 amino acids. The record is from RefSeq and is a predicted model, not a curated record. The transcript is spliced from 4 exons. Lineage: Eukaryota; Fungi; Ascomycota; Sordariomycetes; Magnaporthales; Pyriculariaceae.
AUGACGAGGUCCGAGCCGUUGACUUCGUUGGCCUUGGGCCGGUCUCCUUACGAUGAUGUAGUGCAAGGAGAGGGUCCUCACGACCCCCGUCUGCCUGCCCAGGCCUACGAUGAACGUGGCAGACCCGUCAAUCCCGAGGCGAGGCGUCUUAAUAGGGAGCUGAUCCGGGCACACAACGAAGUCAUGCACGCUAUCGGCGUCGCUGAGCCUGAGGAUGGUGGUGCCGAACGGCUGGCUGCCGAAGUGCAGCGUCUGAAGGCUAAAGCCAACGCGGACCACAUAGGCUCGUGCAUGCACUACGUCGGAAUUCACGCCCUCAAUGGAGGUAGUCUAGGAAUUGACGGAGUCAAGAGUCGCAUGCUGGCAUACAAACGAUACAAUAAUGUUCCUCUGGCAGACCUCUACUAUUACGAGCGCGGCCAAAGAUCUCUCUUUGCCCUCCUCUUUCCUGGGCUUCCCUGCUUCAUCGCAGAUGAACUGAUUAAUCAUAUUCGCUUCGAGACUUUUUCUCAUGUUAAUUCCUCUGUUCUGGACACAAUAGUCGUUUACAUACGAGCUCACCUCCAGAUUUUCAUGCCCGUACAGUCCCUCGGCCUUGCUCCCAAAAACCAAUGGUUCCCCGGACUGUCCUUCUUCCUUUUCUUCUCGGACGAGUCUCCCGUAGCGAGACCGCCACCCUUGCGCUCGUUCCAGCCAAGGGACGUGAUCAGCUGGCUCGGCGGAGUGGCGAUAAGCCUCGCGCCGCUCGUGGCGCACCAGCUGACCGGGCGGUUGCAGGAAGUCCUGGGCCUCUUCGUGGGCUUCACCUUCUACCGCCUGCUGCCAAAGCCGAGCAGGGAUGACGAGAUGCGGAGCGCCGCGUACUACUCGCCCCGGCCGGAGCAGACGGGCGCCCCCGAGCAGACGCCGCUGCUUUCGCACCUGAGAGAAAACCUCCACCGGCCCAGGCGGACGUCCGACGGCGUCCCGAGGCCAGAGAGCGUCGUGCUCGGGGGGGAAGGUGUUGCAGAGCAGAGCCAGGCUCCACACGCCGCCAUCCGCAGGCAGAGCACAUUCUCGUCGGUGCCGGCCGCGGAGGACUACGACAGCGACGAAGACGACGAAGAGGGCGCGGAGCGCGUCUUCGCGACGCUGGUCCACGUGGAUAGGGACCCGGACGAACUGGCAUCGGACGGACCGCCGGGCGUCUGGUCGGCCGAGCUGCGGCCCAACGCCCCCACCGAAGGUAGCGUGCGAGGCGACGACGGGCCAGACGGCGACCACCGUGGCGUCCGCUACAACACCAACCUGCACACCCUCUUCCCGGCCCGGCUGGCCUCGGACGUCUUCCAGAGGGCCGUCGUCACCUGCCUCCUCACGCCGCUGCAGGCCGUCACCAUCAGGCUGCUGGCCCGGAGCUACAUCGGCCGUAGGCCGGGCGGUGCCGAGGCCCUCUCGGGGGUGUUUGGCAUCUCGCCGUUCAGCGACCUGUCUUGGAGGGGCGUCGGACGCUUGGUGAUCUUGGACAUGGUGGCGUUUUUGAUCCAGGCCGAGAUCUGGUCGGUCAUGGCGCUGGUGUCGGAAUGUCUCCGGGAGGAGGAGCCCGAGAACUAG